Messenger RNA from Chrysemys picta bellii (western painted turtle), 1789 nucleotides. RefSeq names its product ArfGAP with dual PH domains 1 (gene ADAP1). NCBI's taxonomy places the organism in Eukaryota, Metazoa, Chordata, Testudines, Emydidae. Gene Ontology annotation, molecular function: phosphatidylinositol-3,4,5-trisphosphate binding; GTPase activator activity; phosphatidylinositol bisphosphate binding. Gene Ontology annotation, cellular component: intracellular membrane-bounded organelle; plasma membrane; cytoplasm. The record is from RefSeq and is a predicted model, not a curated record. Gene Ontology annotation, biological process: positive regulation of GTPase activity.
CUCUCACGCCCAGGGGGCUCCGGGGUGCCCGCCUGCAGGAGGGCGGGUUCGCCGCUGGAGGUCGCGGGUGAACAAGGCUGGCCAGGAGCGGGCCCGGCUCGGGUCUCCUGUGAAAGGCAGACGGUUCCCCGCCGCCGCGGGAGGAAUGCGGAACCAGCCCUGUGCGAAGAGCUGCGGCUGCUGCCCGGGCUGGAGGCUGCUCAGAGCCCAGUGAGGAGGAUGGGGAAGCGGGAGCCCUAAGCGCCCUGCUGCUGCCCAGGGGGUCCGCCUUGCCCGUCUGAGCCGGGGCCAAAUGAAGCAGCCCCCGGCGGCGAGGUAGCCUUUCCAGCGCCCCCAGCCCAGCCCCAUGAAGCUCAUCUAGCAGAGGAGGAGGAGAGAAGCCAGAGCCGAGCCCUGCUCACUCGCACCGUCCCCAUGGCGAAGGACAAGCCCAGGAAGGCUUUGCAGGAGCUGCUCCAGAGACCGGGCAACCAGCUGUGCGCGGACUGCUCUGCACCUGGUGUGUGUACAGAUCCCCUAGGGAAAAGUCUUGCAGAGUUUAAUAGAAAAUAACCUUCCGGAGGAGAGUGAUGGAGAAUGAUACCCCAUUGCAGAAAUUGAACCAGACUGGGCAUCGCAUACUCUAGGAGUGUUUAUCUGUUUAAAUUGUUCAGGAAUCCAUCGCAAUAUCCCACAAGUCAGCAAAGUGAAAUCAGUCCGUUUAGAUUCGUGGGAUGAUGUUCAAGUUGAGUUUAUGGCUGCAAAUGGAAACAACGUAGCAAAAGCAAGAUAUGAAUCUAAAAUACCACCAUUUUAUUACAAGCCAACAUUUCCUGACUGUCAACUGCUACGAGAACAGUGGAUCAGAGCCAAAUAUGAAAGAAAAGAAUUCAUUUACACUGAGAAGCAAGAGCCUUAUUCUGCAGGGUACAGAGAAGGGCUUCUCUGGAAGAGAGGACGUGACAAUGGGCAGUUCUUAAGCAGAAAAUUUGUGUUAUCGGAACGGGAAGGCGCUCUGAAGUACUUCAACAAAAAUGAUGCAAAAGAACCCAAAGCAAUUAUGAAGAUUGAACAUUUAAAUGCGACUUUCCAACCUUCAAAAAUAGGGAACCCACAUGGACUACAAAUCACUUACUUGAAGGACAACAGCACAAGGAAUAUCUUUGUCUAUCAUGAAGAUGGCAAGGAAACAGUGGAUUGGUUCAAUGCCAUCCGUGCAGCACGGUUCCAUUAUUUACAAGUGGCGUUCCCUGGAGCUAGCGAUGUUGAUUUGGUGCCAAAGCUUUCUAGGAACUACUUGAAGGAAGGUUACAUGGAAAAAACUGGGCCAAAGCAAACAGAAGGUUUCAAGAAGCGAUGGUUCACCAUGGACGACCGAAGGUUGAUGUAUUUCAAAGAUCCUCUGGAUGCCUUUGCUAGAGGGGAAGUAUUUAUUGGGAGCAAGGAAAACAGCUACAAGGUCCUGGAAGGACUCCCACCAUCCACCCAGGGAAAUCACUGGCAGUAUGGGAUAACCAUUGUGACCCCAGACAGAAAAUUUCUCUUUGCUUGUGAGACAGAAAGUGAUCAGCAAGAAUGGAUUACAGCUUUUCAGAAAGUCAUAAGCAGGCCGAUGCUGCCUCAGGAAUAUGCAGUGGAAGCCCAUUUCAAGCAUAAACCUUAGCUGGGACUGUCGGAGCAGACCCAAGGAAUGAGAUUAUGUUUACAACACAAGAUGGUUUUAUUUGAAAUGUUUAAAAAAUAAUAAAAGAAAAUUAGAAAAACGUCCUUCACUUAAUCCUGUUGGAAGCCAAGAAGUCAGCGGCAAACA